This is a messenger RNA of Punctularia strigosozonata HHB-11173 SS5, 2935 nucleotides long. RefSeq names its product carbohydrate esterase family 9 protein. Gene Ontology annotation, molecular function: allantoinase activity. Gene Ontology annotation, cellular component: cytoplasm. Lineage: Eukaryota; Fungi; Basidiomycota; Agaricomycetes; Corticiales; Punctulariaceae. The coding region runs from base 1 to 2868 and encodes 955 amino acids. Gene Ontology annotation, biological process: purine nucleobase catabolic process. The transcript has 22 exons. The record is from RefSeq and is a predicted model, not a curated record.
AUGGCGAUGGCUUACGCGGCCCUACCUAUGGGCACUCCGGGGCCAGCUCGCCAGGUCCGCAGUCAUUCUUGGUCGACGAAGAUUGGCGUCGCGUUGCUCAGUGCCUUCGCACUCGCGAGUUUGUUCAAAAACAUCACCUUGGAUUCAAGCAGAGCCUCGCAGGAAUUGCCCUUGCACGCAGAGGAGACCUUGGCGAGAUGUCGCGUGCUUCAUGUCAAGCCCGCUGCUCCUACAGAAAAACGGACGGUCUCCGAUCGUUACGUCCCUGGCGAGGCGCGACCUGUGCUCAUAAAAAACGCGACCAUUUGGACAGGAGGAAACGGCGGGGCUGAGAUCAUCAAAGGGGAUGUGUUAUUGGAGAAGGGCUUGGUGAAGACGGUCGGGAGAAUCGAUACUGAGACUCUCGCGGCGUACAGCGACUAUGCCACUGUGGACGCGCGAGGGUCAUGGAUUACACCAGGAAUCGUAGACUUGCACUCUCACGUCGGUGUCGAGCCCCAUCCAGCACUAUCUGGAGCCACCGACGGCAAUUCCCUUCAUGGGCCAAUUCUUCCCUACCUACGUGCAGUGGAUGCAUUGAACACGCACGAUGAAGGGUUCCGUCUCGCUGUAGCAGGCGGCGUGACUACCUCACUUGUCUUGCCAGGCUCUGCAAAUGCCAUCGGCGGACAGGGUAUUCUCAUGAAGCUCAGGCCGACAAAAGAGAGGACGCCAACCUCAAUGCUGUUGGAACCUCCUUUUUCGCUGAACGGGUCGGACGUGGAUCUGCACCUUCCGCCCAGGUGGAGGCACAUGAAACACGCUUGCGGCGAAAAUCCAAGGGGCGUCUAUGGCCAGACGCGUAUGGAUACGACUUGGCAAUGGCGUAAAGCAUAUGACAAGGCCCGUCAGAUUAAGAACGCCCAGGACGAUUAUUGUCUCAAAGUUUCCGACGGCGACUGGACUAGCAUCGGUUCUAAAUCGUUCCCUGAGGAUUUGGAAUACGAGGCUCUGGUCGACAUUCUCAGAGGGAAAGUCAAGGUCCAAACGCAUUGCUACGAGGCCGUCGACUUCGGUGAGUUUGUGCGGUUAUCCAACGAAUUCAAGUUUCCUGUCGCCGCAUUUCACCACGCUCACGAAGCGUGGAUUGUCCCUGACCUACUGAAAAGUGCUUACGAGCAUCCGCCGGCGAUAGCCAUGUUCGCUAGCUUCUCUGGCUAUAAGCGGGAAGCAUAUAGGCAUACAGUGUUCGCUCCUCGAAUAUUGGCUAAUGAGGGUAUUGAGGUGGUCAUGAAGAGUGAUGCGCCUGCUAUCGUAUCCCGAUACCUCAUGCACGAGGCUCAACAAGCACAUUACUACGGCCUUCCGGAGAGCAUUGCCCUUCGGUCUGUAAUCACUACUCCUGCUAAAGUGCUGGGCGUGGAUCAUCGUAUCGGUUACAUCGAAGAAGGAUAUGACGCAGACGUCGUGGUUUGGGAUUCGCACCCGCUACAGUUAGGCGCGACACCUUUUCAGGUGUUCAUCGAUGGCAUUCCGCAGAUCUCGGUCCCUCAUUUGAGCCCGAAAGCGGAUUCUCAGCAGCAACCACCCAAAACGCCGGAUUUCUCGGAAGACGUUGCUCGGGAUAUACGUUACGAAGGCCAUCCUCCCCUCGCACCUCAGUCUUCGAAGUCGAACUCAGGGUUGGUCGUAUUCCAGAACAUCUCAAGCAUGUGGAUGAGCGAGGAGGGCAAAAUCGUCCCUGUUUUUAAAGUGGAAACCCCGAGCUCGGCGGUGCUUGCUAUACGAAACGGCAAGAUCGUUUGUAAGAGCACCACUGACGGAUGCGCUAGCUUUCUCUCCGAACCUGGGUCCCAUCACGUGAACCUUCGGGGAGGCUCAGUAGCACCCGCUCUCGUGUCCGUGGGCACGGCACUAGGGUUGGCCGAGAUUCCUAUGGAACCUUCCACCACCGAUGGCCCACUCCCGGAUUCCUUGCAAGGAGACGUACCAUCAAUUCUCGGCGACCUUCCGGUGAUCAGGGCCGCAGAUGGCUUCCAGGCGCACACGAGAGAUGCCCUCCUUGCAUGGCGCUCGGGCGUGACGAAGUCCAUCACGGCGCCCAUGAGCGACGGUGCUGCGUUCCUACAGGGACUCAGCACCGUAAUCGACCUCGGCGCUUCCGUCAACCAAAAGCCGAUAUUGCAAGAUAUCGCGGCACUGCACGUAUCAAUCUCGCACAACGUGCUAGCCAGUGUGAGCACUCAAAUCGCGGUCUUACGUCGCCUCUUGACGGAAAAGGUCCCUGGAGAAGCUGGCAAAUGGUUCCGAAAGGCUGCUCAGGGCUCCAUACCAUUGGUAGUAAACGUGGACAGCGCCGACAUCAUCAGCACACUGCUUCGGCUCAAAGCGGACGUCGAAGACUCGUCCGGUCGUGCAUUAAAGCUAACUUUGCUCGGGGCCGCUGAAGCCCACCUACUGGCUCGGGAAAUCGCGGAGGCGGGUGUUGGAGUGAUUCUUACCCCACCACGACAAUUCCCCUAUGGUUGGGAGCAACGCAGGAUACUUCCUGGUCCGCCCCUGAGCGCCGAAAGCGCUAUCACACGUCUCUUUAGGCACAACGUCACCCUUGGGAUAGGUCAUCAAGGUAUUGGAAAUGUCCAGGCCAUGAAUAACUGGGCGGCAAGAAAUGCUCGCUGGGACGCGGCUUGGGCCGCUUUUGAUUCCAAUGGUACUAUAACGAAGGCGGACGCCCUUGCCCUAGUAUCCACCAACAUAGAGAAGCUGCUUGGCAGCCACGGUGACUCGAUUGGUGAUAUGGUUGCUACCGAAAGCGGAGAACUGCUCGACUUCGAGGGCAAGGUUGUUGCCGUUCUGUCACCUACUCGGGGCGUCGUGGACCUACUGUGAUCCAUAUUGGUUCACCGCGUAUCGUUCGGAUAGCAUUGAUGGCAACUAUAUUAUACAUAUACCGUUG